AGAUCGAAAAUUUUUACUGGAUGGGCAACCCUUGGCAAACCCCCCACCACUGAACAAAAGUUGGUAGCACUGCUCGCUCUGCUUUUAGGUGAAAAAUCAGCGCAAGAUAUAGCAAUGGCCUCCGUUAAUAAAUUAUCAAUUUUGAGCCGCACGUUCAGCAGUGCUUCUAACAAGCAGAUGGUGAAGCCACCAGUGCAGCUGUUUGGUCUGGAAGCUCGUUAUGCCACCGCCUUGUAUUCGGCAGCCUCGAAAUUGAGCCAGUUGGAUCAGGUGGAAAAGGAUUUGGUCGCUCUACAGGCCACCAUCAAGGAAAACAAGUCGCUGCGCGAACAAGUAACCAGCCCCAUCAUUAACAGGAAAGUUAUGUCCAUUGCCCUGAUGGAAUCUGCUACUAAGCUGCGUUUUGCCCCAGCCACAGCUAACUUGUUGGGUCUUUUGGCCGAUAAUGGACGCUUGAAGAAGCUUGAAACUGUUAUCAACGCUUACAAGACAAUCAUGGCCGCCCAUCGUGGUGAGGUUGUUUGCGAAGUGGUCACCGCCAAACCCUUGGAUGCUUCCCAAAGCAAGCAGUUGGAAGGCGCCCUUAAGUCUUUCCUGAAGGCCAACCAGUCGCUGAAGAUCACCUCUCGUGUGGAUCCCAGCAUCAUUGGUGGCCUGAUUGUUUCCAUUGGCGACAAAUAUGUCGAUAUGAGCAUUGCCAGCAAAGUGAAACUCUACACAGAUGUGAUUCAGAACGCUGCUUAAGCUUAAGGAAUAAUUGUUAAUUUCUGCGUCUCGUGUAAAAGCGAAUAAACCUCUUGGGACAACCACAUAUUGUACUAAAAGCGUUUCCAGCUUUUCGACAUG
Messenger RNA from Drosophila innubila, 846 nucleotides. It is a transcript of the gene ATPsynO, whose product is annotated as ATP synthase subunit O, mitochondrial. The transcript has 3 exons. Lineage: Eukaryota; Metazoa; Arthropoda; Insecta; Diptera; Drosophilidae. Gene Ontology annotation, biological process: proton motive force-driven mitochondrial ATP synthesis. The record is from RefSeq and is a predicted model, not a curated record. Gene Ontology annotation, molecular function: proton-transporting ATP synthase activity, rotational mechanism. Bases 115 to 744 code for a protein of 209 amino acids.